AUGAUUCAUAACUCGUCCCCAGCAAUUGUGGUUAUCGGGUGCGGUGUGAUCGGCCUAUCUUCUGCUCUCUCAUUGCAGGAAUUACUUCGUGAUGAUCCAUCCAAGUCUUCUUGGCAGGUUGUAAUUGUCUCCAAAGAAUGGCCUACUUCUAUUCCCGGGGCUCCCAUCCCACAUUCAAUCGAAUACAGUUCUAUGUGGGCUGGGGCCCAUGUCCGGCCCAUCCCUCCCACCACCACGCAGCUACGGCAAGAGGGUCUUUGGCUAAAACAGACAGUCUCGAAGUUCAACAGCCUUCUCAAAGCUGAAACUCAAAUUGGACUGACCUUGGCGCCGGCUAUUGAAGUAUUCGAGGCACCUGGGGACGAGUACAAAGCUCAGACGGCAGAGAGCUUCGAGGCUGACUCGGGGCUAAAAGGAUACCGCGAAUUGACAGCGAAAGAGCUGCCAAACGGAACAACGUUCGGGUUUGAGUAUGAAUCGUACUGCAUUAAUUCUCCCAUAUAUUGUGGGGACCUUUUGAGGAAGUUCAUUAUCGCGGGAGGGAAAACGAUCAAUGCAACCCUCAGAAGCGUGGACGAGGCAUCAAUCAUUACACCCAAUGUCCAAUUCCUGGUAAAUACUUCAGGGAUUGGUUUCAAUGACUCCAAGGUUUUUCCCAUUAGAGGACAUAUCGUGUUGACGAACAGUACUUGCUUUGACAAGACAAUUACGCGACAAAACCUGGAUGGUACAUGGAACUUCAUUAUACCUAGAUUUUUCUCUGGAGGAACAGUGAUCGGUGGUACUAAAGAGCCUCACGACUGGCGGCGGGAUCCCGACUCUGCAACCUGCCGCCGCCUUCUAACAGGAGUAGAAGAGCUGAAACAAUAUGCAUUGUCCAGUGGAUCUCUAGGCCAGCCUGAGAACAUUUCAGUUAUCCAGGAAAUUGUUGGACGACGCCCAGCUCGCGAGGGUGGCUUGAGACUCGAAAUCGAGUUUCCCAGCAACACGUACUCUGCAGAAAGCAAACUUCCCGUCAUUCAUGCAUAUGGUGCCGGGGGCAGAGGGUUUGAAAUCAGUUGGGGGGUCGCUAGUAGCGUCUCAAAGCUGGCAAAGGGCCUCAUGGUGAAGCUUGACCAAACCAAGGGAAGGCUCGCUAAGCUAUAA
Molecule: messenger RNA, 1146 nt
Organism: Clonostachys solani
Lineage: Eukaryota; Fungi; Ascomycota; Sordariomycetes; Hypocreales; Bionectriaceae
Source: the annotation of a GenBank genome assembly